AAUAACAUGUUGGACUCUCUUCAGACGAACCAAUAAUUUCAACCCACUCGCAGGCGUUGGAUUUCUGGAGAAAUACAGUGAAGCCAUGGUUCACCUGUCAAUAGCGUUGUUGGUGUUGUUUUCCCUCCAGAGCUCAGCACUCGCCUCCCAAAAUGGCUCGACGCCCUUCCUGCGGACUUUCUCUGGUCACUUUAAAACAGUCACAGAUGAGCCUGUCGACUACGUUGACCUGUCUGAGUUAGACAGUUGGAGGGAUGACGAGGGGUCCGGCUCGGGGUCGCAGCAGGAGCCGGUGAAAAAACACAGUCCACACCGCCAUCCCCAGAAGCACUAUUAUGUCUCAGAGGACACUAAGGAUUUCCUCCAGGGUCGCCUGGCAACGAGCUUUGUCCCGACCGUUUACACCCUUGUCUUCAUAGUCAGUGUGCCCCUCAACCUUGUUGCCUUGGUGAUGUUCAUGCACCACGUCCGUCCCAGAAAGCCGGCGGUGAUUUACAUGCUGAACCUGGCCUGUGCGGACCUGCUGUUCGGCCUCCUGCUUCCCUUCAAGAUUGCCUACCAUUACCUCGGCAACAACUGGAUCUACGGCUCUGUCAUGUGCAGAGUUGUCACUGCAGCUUUCUACUGCAACAUGUACUGCUCAGUGCUGCUCAUGACGUGUAUCAGCAUUGACCGUUUCCUGGCGGUGGUUUACCCCAUGAACUCCCUGACGUGGCGCAGCCCUCAGACAGCCUGCGCUGUGUGUGCUGCCAUGUGGCUGUUGGCCCUCGGGGGAGUCGCCCCUCUCCUCAUCUCUGGGCAAACCCUCUAUUUGUCAGACUUGGGCAUCACCACCUGCCAUGUUGUGCAGGAUGUGGAACAACUACAAGCUUACUAUCUGUACUUCUUCCCCAUCUACUCCUCAGUCUUCUUCUUCAUCCCUCUAGUCUUCACUGCCGUUUGCUAUGUCCGUAUUAUUCAGGCUCUGGCAGCGGCCAACGUCGAGAACCGCUUCCGGAAGACUCGAGCCGUGGUGAUGGCCGCGGUGGUGCUGGUGGUGUUUGUGGUCUGCUUCACCCCCACCAACAUCAUCCUGAUGGUUCACUAUGUUCAGCUGUCCCACAUGUCCAGUGACGGCUCCUAUCAAGCCUACCUGCUCUCCAUGUGUGCAGGAAGCCUCAGCUGCUGUUUGGAUCCAGUCCUGUAUUACUUUGCCUCCUCUCAGUGCCAGAAGCAGGUGGCAGCACUGCUCAGAUGUCGGCGACCGGCCCGAGCAAAGAGCAGCUCCGAAACACAGAGCACAAGAACCAGCGGGCGGAGAGACAGCAGCAGGUCAUGCAAGAUGGAGAACAUUCAAACCGGCCUGGGGAGCCAUUACAGCCGGCUGGUGACUUAACGACAUGGACAUGGGAUGCUGGCUUCUAAGACACUUCUCAAACCUGUACUUACCGUCUACUAUAUCUGAAUCUAUGGAUCUAAAUAAUCUAAAUGCUUGGGUUGGGUGUCCAGUGCCUUGUAGCGCUGGACAUGUCCACUUAAAUGAGCUUUUUGUUGUUUUGCAAUCACAAAAUAUACCCACCAGUAUGACUGUCUGAUAUGUUUGUGUAAUUUCACAGAGAGCAUGUACACAACAUGCUCUGCCAUUAUUUUCAUAUUUUUUGUUUCAUAUUCUUGUUUUCAGUGAAUCAUAGGAUAUACACAGUUAAUAAUAAUUCAUCUGAGUUUUAAUUUGAAAAACAUUACAAGUUAUGUAAUGGCUGCAUUGUUGUAAGACAGACAUCUGCUAUAGGUUUUGAUAAGUCUAUAUGUAUAUAUGCAACAACAUUAAUCAAUUGAACUGCAGUAGCAUUCAUAACCUAUAUAAUUAAAUCAAAACAGAACUACUACAUUA
This is a messenger RNA of Cyclopterus lumpus (lumpfish), 1870 nucleotides long. It is a transcript of the gene f2r, whose product is annotated as coagulation factor II (thrombin) receptor. Gene Ontology annotation, cellular component: membrane. The record is from RefSeq and is a predicted model, not a curated record. Gene Ontology annotation, molecular function: thrombin-activated receptor activity. The coding region runs from base 86 to 1375 and encodes 429 amino acids. NCBI's taxonomy places the organism in Eukaryota, Metazoa, Chordata, Actinopteri, Perciformes, Cyclopteridae. The transcript has 2 exons. Gene Ontology annotation, biological process: positive regulation of Rho protein signal transduction; thrombin-activated receptor signaling pathway; blood coagulation.